Messenger RNA from Dermacentor andersoni, 972 nucleotides. RefSeq lists its product as uncharacterized. Gene Ontology annotation, biological process: symbiont-mediated perturbation of host defenses. Gene Ontology annotation, molecular function: amine binding. Lineage: Eukaryota; Metazoa; Arthropoda; Arachnida; Ixodida; Ixodidae. The record is from RefSeq and is a predicted model, not a curated record.
AUGGCUGAGGAAACAGACAGGGAGGCUAGCACUUACAACUGCUAUCCUGACGUUGGAGAAUGGUACCUUAUCUACAGAAACUACUAUGAAGAUGCUGACUUUGGUGGAACAGCCAAGUGUGUCAAAUAUAGCCGAUAUGGGUCAUAUGAAAACUUCAGCACCCCCGCAGUUUUUACUUUUGGGGAAGAUGGAUAUCUGACAGGAAAGCUGACUAUGAGUUCGACAGACUGCUACUUUGCCAAAAACAAAAAGACCUUUGUUCCUGACAAUAAUGAUGGCCCGGACGAGUCGUUUCACGUCAUAUACAUCGAAUGUGCCACUUGUUUCGUUGCUCGCCACCCGUACGCUGGUGACGGCCAGGGCUGUUCCUUCUGGCGGCGCUCGGACAGCCUUCAUGAGUCGGCGCAUUGUUGCGAGUUUAUAUACGACCAAAACUGCGGCGCCUCUCCGAAGUACAAGAUGUACAACCCCACGUGCACGUGGAGAACGCCCACAAUAAAGCCCGUAGCAGUUGAAGGGCUUUUUGCCUUGUCGCGGGACUUGGCAUAGCUCCGGGCAGACACGGCGACUACGUCUGGUGCAAGACGGAACAGCGGUGUUAUGAAGAUAGGAAAGAUGAUUGUGCGAAGUUGCAAUUAAAUUCCAGGUUUAUUGCGUGCGCACAUGCUGGCAAAAGUAGUUCUCAGCUAAGCCUAAAGAAUCCUUUGAGCAUAUUAGAAGUAGUAUUUCACGAACACAAUACGCACCCAGCCUACAGUUUAAAAUAAGCAUUUACUGCAAUACGAUAGAAAUUUUAUCUUGCUAAACAUUAACGGAAGAGGAGGAGAAAGAGGAGGAGGCGCAGGCCAUUAACAAAGGAAGGCGAUCUUGACAGUACGUUCCACCUGGGCCCGCUCUGCGUGCUCCGCUCGGUCAUGAACAUGAACUUCGGUAUAACCUGCAAAUGUGUGUUGUACAAUAAAUCGACGUGUU